UUUCUUCUUCUUUUUAUCUUUUACCAAAUUCAGUCCUCAGAAGAAUCCCUAAUUUUACAAAUCUAGGGUUUUUGUUAUCCGUUCGCACUCUGAUGGUGAAGAAGCGAAAAUCCGAGGCCACACGGCUCGAUGAGGUCGAUCGAACAAUGUAUGGCGCGUUUCGUGGUGCUGCUAAUUCGCUCUCUCAGCUCUAUACCCAUGCCAUGAACCACCAACGCGUCUCUUUCCUCGCCGGUGAACGUCGCGGCAUGGAGAAACUUUACCAAUGGAUUGUGAGACAAGAAGAACAAGGAACUAGAGUAUCCACUGUUGAUAUUACUACCUACUUGCAGAAUGAGCUUGAAUAUGAACCUGAAGAGACAUCGAUACCAAUCCCUGUGCAGGAGUUCCAUCAGUACCAACAAUUCGCACCACCAAACGUAAAUACUUCAAUAGCUCAUGCUCCUUCAAGUCACUUAGCACAGCAUUAUGAUUGUAACCAAGAGAAAGUAUUGAUUCCACCAAAUGGUCUCUCAAGUCCUGUUCGAAGGACCCUUCAGGAAUUCAACUUGUGUGAGGCUAAAUCUGGUAGCCAUAAUCCAAACUCUACAGGUGAGGAGUUAUCUUACUGAAAAGGUAUUGUUUCAUUUGGAAAAAGAUGAAAACAAAAUCAUCCCAUUGUAAAGUCCCAAUUGUUCUGUGGUAAAGUAUUGUCUCAUGUAAUACACAAAACACUUUUCCUAAUAAUUGAAAGAAAUUGGAUGAAUUUGAAUUGACCCCUAA
Molecule: messenger RNA, 762 nt
Organism: Capsella rubella
Lineage: Eukaryota; Viridiplantae; Streptophyta; Magnoliopsida; Brassicales; Brassicaceae
Exons: 3
Coding region: 93-611 (172 amino acids)
Source: RefSeq, a predicted model, not a curated record